Aedes albopictus (Asian tiger mosquito) is the source of this 1009-nucleotide messenger RNA. RefSeq names its product protein-lysine N-methyltransferase CG9154. The transcript has 3 exons. Gene Ontology annotation, biological process: methylation. The coding region runs from base 281 to 961 and encodes 226 amino acids. Lineage: Eukaryota; Metazoa; Arthropoda; Insecta; Diptera; Culicidae. Gene Ontology annotation, molecular function: protein-lysine N-methyltransferase activity; nucleic acid binding. The record is from RefSeq and is a predicted model, not a curated record.
UUUUGGAGCGAGAUUUUCCGCGCGAAAACAUCGCAAAAGCGGAACUUCAGAAGGCCAGCAUGCAGCAAGCAUCCCCGGAACGAACGCGAAGAUUGUGAGCAAAAAAGACGAGCCAAAAAAUAAAAACAAACAUCGACCCGCCGCACGCUGCUUCACAAAUUUCACGCACGGGACUACGUGCUUAGCCGGUUUAGCCUGUUCAGCAUAAAAUUCCAAAACUAAAGAGUCACUUAGGAAAUCAUAUCAGCAUUACAACUGCAAUUUUUUUUUGUAGUAAAGCAUGUCAUCGGAAAACAGAAUAAUCGACAGUGACGAUGACGACUGCCGACUGCCCGCCGACACAAUGCUGGUCCUACAGCAGUUUCUGCGGGAGAAAGAGUUGCGCGAAAAGGCUGAGGAAGCGGGCGAAUUGGCUGGCUCUAAAGAAUUCGAGGAGAAUUGGCAAUUAAGUCAGUUCUGGUACAACGAGGACACUAAAGUGAAACUGGCUCAGGCGGUUCGUUACUUCAAGGAUGCGUCUGAAGGGAAGGAGCUGCGAGUGGCGCUACUCUCGUCCCCAUCACUCUAUCACCACGUUAAGGAAGUCAUCGAAAAUGUGACCCUAUUCGAGUUCGAUCAACGAUUCGCUUCGAUUGGAGAGGACUUCAAACAUUUCGAUUAUAACCGCGCAACCGAAGAUGGCUACCUAGAAGAGUUUCGGGAAUCGUUCGAUCUCAUAAUUGCCGAUCCUCCGUUCCUGUCGGAAGAAUGCAUCGAAAAAAUGGGCACCGUAGUUCGAAGGAUUGCCAAACCGGAUUGCAGGACGGUACUUUGUUCGGGACGCGCCGUGCAAGAGUGGGCUAAGAAGUUCCUAGGGUUAGAUAUGUGUAAAUUUGAGCCACAGCACGAGAGGAAUUUGGGAAAUGAGUUUGCCUCGUACGCCAAUUUCGACCUGGAUAGUGUGUUAGCAGAAAAGGUGUAGCUUUAUUACCCGGCAGAAAAUGUUACAAAAAUGAAGCUUUCUGUUCGA